CCCCCCUUCCCUCUGCACAUUCGCUCCGAGCAUUAUGACGUCACGGCGUUCUUUAAAAAGCAGCAGAGAAAACACUCGGCAUUGAGAAAAAUAAAUGCCCUCCGAUCUUGAUUAAAAGCGGUAGCGGCGACCCGCAGGUAGAGCGAGCUGUAUAAAGCAAACGCGAAGAACUGCCCAUAGAAGCCUCCUCGGCAAACAUGGUGUCCCCGGUGACCGUGGUGAAGAGUGAAGGUCCUAAACUCGUGCCCUUUUUCAAAGCCACCUGUGUCUACUUUGUCCUCUGGUUGCCAACCUCCAGCCCUUCCUGGUUCAGUGCCCUGAUCAAGUGUUUGCCAAUCUUCUGCUUAUGGGUCUUCUUGCUGGCCCAUGGGAUCAAUUUCCUGACAGCCCAUCACAAUGCCUGUAGGAUCUUCGCUGGUUUGAUAUUCUCUGCCUUGGGAGAUGCUUUCCUCAUCUGGCAAGAGCAGGGUUACUUUAUUCACGGCUUGUUGAUGUUCGGUAUUACACACAUACUGUAUUCCUCAGCAUUUGGGAUUAAACCUUGGGAUCUGAAAGUUGGCCUUGGGAUUGGCUUGGUGUCCAGCUUCUGCUACACCUUCCUGUAUUUCUACCUUUCAGGCCCAUUUACCUAUUUGGUAGCUGUCUACGUUGCCUUAAUUGGCUUCAUGGGCUGGCGGGCUAUGGCUGGUGUGCAGCUCUGCAACGACCUUUGGACUUGGACCAAGCUUUCUGCUUGCAUCGGUUCUGUGCUUUUCAUGGUAUCUGACCUGACUAUUGCGGUCAACAAAUUCUGCUUUCCUGUCCCCUACUCAAGGGUCAUUAUCAUGGUCACUUACUAUGCGGCUCAAAUGCUCAUUGCACUUUCUGCUGUGGAGAGCAAGGAUGAAGAAGUUUUCAGAAAGAGAAAAUAAGAGACUGAUGUCUGCACAUCCACCAGUUCUGUUGGGGAUGCUACAGCUGCACGCAUCCUGGAGGAUGUUCCAGAAUCUGUGACUGCAAAUCUUGCUUCUUUGAAGCUUUUCUUUAUAGUAUUUGGACGGUCUUGUCUAGUCCUGUUGAUUGGAGUAUGGAACUCACAGUGGAGGUUUAGAUGGUUUUAGAGAAUUUACUUCCUGACCCUUGGAAACCUCUCUCUUAACACAUUAGUAUAUUUGUAUAACACAGAAACUGGUGCUGAACAUUCCAGUGGGACAAAGCUCAUUUCAGAACAAAAUUACUAUUAAAUAGGGUAGGCAAUACACUGGAAUUUAGGAGCUUUGCCUUCGACACGGAAUGUGCAAAAAUCACACAAAAAAGAGUCUCCAUACUGCCUAAGUCCCUGUAUUGCAUACACUGCAUUAGAACUGUGAGCCAUUGUGAGUCUACACAAGAAAUCUUUGGGACCUGAAAAAUAAUCACAGGAUGUAGGAGCUCUCAUGUCAAUCACUAUGGGUAAUGAAAUUUAUGCUGUCCUUGGGAGAAAUCAGUUUAAAUUCCAGAUUCAUGAAAUCAUGUAUUUAUAGGCCAUGCAUAGCCUUUUUUUUUUUUUUUUGGUGAAUGUGAAUCCUGCAGAGCAUCUGUUUUUCUGCAGAUUUUAAAAGCAACAACAAAAUGCAAUGAACUUUCUCAGGCUGGUAGAGGUUGGAGGCAGGGAAAAAUGUCGGUGGGAAAAAAGGGUUUUAACAAUAAAACAAGUCAUGCUUUUCAGUGCAUCAGCUCUUCCAAGGGAAAGCGUCCAAUGUUAUUAGUACUGAAACACUACGAAGGACACUUGGGCAUUUUUAAGACACCAGCUGCUUUGUAGACAUAAUUGAUUGGCCAAGAAAAUCACCUCGUUGUACAAGAUUCUCAGCCUGUUUUCCUCUCUACAAUCAGUGCCAGUAUGUCUUGGAAGAGAAUGCAUACGCUGAUACGCAAGAAUCUGAGCAUGAUGUUGUGAAGAAUGACUGUGAAAUGGAUUUCUAAGGUACAUUUGCAAUUCAUCCUUCACCUGUGGAUUAUUUAAAGUGAGGCCAGUGGCUUCCAGGCAGUUGCUCUUCUUUUUUCUGUAGAUGUGCACAUCAAUAUUUCCCCAUCCCGUCCAGCAAGCUGUAGACUUUGCAGGUGCCUUCGUGUCUCACUACAGCUGCAGCAUGGAUCAUGCUGACAGGCACAGCCCGUCACCCAAGUGCUGAGAAACUUAUCGCUUCACCAUGCUCCAGAGCCAUUCAUUUGCUCAUUUUCUUCUGGCAACAAUGAACUACCAUCGAUCAACUUGGAUGGGAAGUCCAGUUGCAUGGUGGCACAUUUCCUGGUUUUGUGGCAUCCAGCCUAUACAAAAUGGGUUCUGUUGACUCACACUGCAACCAUCAGUGUGAAAUCCCUUGGGUCCACCCGCUUCUGGUUUUGCUCAGUGGCAUUUUGGGGGGACAUGAUUCCCCCUAUAUAUUUUUCUUGUUACAUUUUUUUUCUUCUUCACCAUCUGUUAUAUAUGAUCACGUCAGUGUUUAUUUCUUAACAUUUUGGUCGCUUGAUGCCAUUCAGAUUUGCUAGAACGUCUGCAACACUCAGAAUUCUUUGUCAGCAUUAACAGCUGUAGGAUCAGAGGAGUUGUAACACUCCCUGGAAGACACUAGGUUGGGGAAGAUUGAUGUAGAAAGUAGAGCAGGGGCCCCCAACCCUUGGGCCGCGGCUCCAUACCGGGUUGCGGCCCAUUCAGAACCGGGCUGCGCAAGCGGUGGGCGAGCCUGCCCACGGGCAAAGCUCCACUUGUGCGUGAGGCAGGCGCAUUCGCUUGUGCGCAAAGCUCCAUUUCUGUGGAACCAACCUCUCUCUCCCCCUCCUCUGGCCACCGCCACCAGUCCACAAAGCUGGAAAGAUGAGGGACCACUGAUGUAGAGCAUCUCGUUAGAUUUCCCCCAUCGUAUUAUUUCAGGAGGAUUCUCUUUCUGCUUGCAAAAGUAAUUGUGUAGAAAUGUAGUCAUGGGAGUUAUGUUUUGUAUAAUUUCUGUGCAAAAUGUUCCUAGUAAAUAUUGUUGGGAAUUUUAAACGAUCGAUAUCUGAAGGCUGGUUCUCAUUCAACAAUCACUUGUUCAGCAGAA
Messenger RNA from Notechis scutatus (mainland tiger snake), 3059 nucleotides. RefSeq names its product transmembrane protein 86A (gene TMEM86A). Gene Ontology annotation, molecular function: hydrolase activity. The record is from RefSeq and is a predicted model, not a curated record. Gene Ontology annotation, cellular component: membrane. NCBI's taxonomy places the organism in Eukaryota, Metazoa, Chordata, Lepidosauria, Squamata, Elapidae.